UUAACCAACUGCAAACUCCUAUUGGACGAUCCUACUGUAAUGUGUAAAGUGAAAGUGUACUGCAUGUUUUAUUGAAAAAUCCUGCAAAGUUGUGGUUUAAAUUAAAUACAAUCUCGGAAAAUAUGUACUGACUGCAGUAGUUAAGGGGACAUCCAUAUAAAUUCUAAAAUGUCUGGUUUAAUCAGUCGUUUUGGGUUUGUCAGUGAAAGUGUAAGAAUGUUUACAGGAUGAAACUUGUUGACUAAGAUGAUCUGUCUUUCUUGCAGGAGUCUGAAAUGCUGAUGGAGGUGAGCUACACAAAUGGGCUGGAGACCGACCUCUCACAGCAGUAUCCUCCACCCUUACUACCAAAGCCAGGCAAAGACAAUGCACGUCUUCAAAAAAUCAAGAAGAAGAGAUCCAAGAAAAAAGGCAGUCUCUCUCAGACUCCUGUUCCUUUUCGCUCCUGCUUAUCACCAGUCAAUGAAGCGAGCACAGACUUAGAGCACAGUGACCAGUCCAGCCCGCCGAGGUCACCAGACACAGUAUAUAUGGCGGACACUGUCACGUUGUCUAAUUUUCCCUCGGACUCAGUUUACAGUCCCUCUGGAUCAGCGUUUCCUCCUGCUCAGAGCAGUUCUCUUGGACCGGCUGACAGCUCCUCCCUCAAGUCUCAAACCAACCAGACAAGGAGUUAUAAUGAGCAGGUUGCUCCUCUAUAUGAAUGCUCCUCUUUUUUAUUUGACGAUGCAUCUCCAUUUAUGCCACCUAGAGUUAUAUCUCCGCCCCCUCUACCUGAGCAAGUGCAAGCAACAGCACCUCCUCCUGCUGUGAAUUCAGAUAAAUCGCCAAACUCUUCUGGCCCUGCCACAACAGUUGCACCAGUCACUGAAUUAGAGUCUAGCCCUAAAAUAUCGACCCACACUCUUACCCUGUGUCCAGCCACCCCCAACUGUGGCACAGGCCUGACACCUUCUCCUGUUGCAGACCUUCCUCCUGUUCCAGUGCUGCUAUCAGUUUCAAACACUCAGGCGCAACCUUUUGUUCCUAACCAGAGAGAGCCAAGCACCAUUUUAAAUGACAGCUCUAUGAGUCAAAUUGCAAUAUCCACUGCCAGAUCUUCCAUUAAUGGCAACUUUGUUCCAAGCCAGAUGCCCUCUGAGAUAACUGCAUCGAAAAUAUCACUUGUUCAAGCUGUGAAGGAGUCAAGAUCAGACACACCACAAACCAGGAUUUACACUUCAAAGGCAACAUUUUAUGAAAUCUCUAAACCCCCCUCUAUCCAGGACUUAACAGAACUCAACCAUUCUUUUCCAGGAACAUCAGUACCCUACUUAUCCAGAGAAAGGAUGUUGCCAGGGGUGAGAAGUGAUGAGAUUAUUCAUGUAUCAAGGACCCCAGGUGGACGACCUAAGACCCCUUCUUGGAGACCAACUCAGGUAUCAACACCUACUUUUGAAAUAUCCAAACCAAACCCACUCUUAUUCAGUCCAAGUCCUGCUUUUAACUGCUCCCAAGACUUCCAGGUUCCACGUGUUUCCAUAGAAACAACACAGCUUAAACUGGCCAUUCAUACUAGCAGUGUAAUCAAACCCGCAACCACAGAAGAACUGAAGAGAAUGGAUAUUUGUCAAAACACUCCCAUCAAUCAUAGGAGCAAGAGAGACAAAGAGACUCCACAUGUUGGAAGGAGCACACUAAAUUUGAGCAUCACGAAUGCAGAGCUGUACCAACAACACAGUUUCACUCCAAGUAUCCUUGCACCAGUAACCGCUGCGGAUAAACCAACAUUGACAGAACAUGUUAACCAUGAACCAAACCAAAAUCAAGAUCAGGUUGAAAAAAGUGAAGCUUCAUUUCUACCAAAGCUCCCCUCAUUUCUGUCUGUAUCUAACAGUCUUGAACCCACACCCCUGAUUUUAGUGCCACCUGCACUAAGUCCAAGCCUCAAUCAUUUCAAUAACCGCCCUCCUGUGUUUGAAGCGCGCAAGUCUUUGACAUCAUUAUUGGAGGGUCAGAUGUCUCUAGCAGCAUCAAAGGCCAUGUCACGAUCAACAUAUUAUGGACUAACUCCCACUGAGUAUCUGGCCUUCGGCGGAAUUAGGACAUCGCAUCACAGCCCUGUUCCGUGCAGGGUCCAAACAAACAUCCCAAAAUGUGACCUACAGAAACCCGACCGUCAAGAUCCUAACUCUUUUCAGGAGGCGUCUGCUGCUGACAGUGUUCAGUCUCCAUCAUCUCCAAAGGAUCCACAGACUCCAGCAGGACUGACUGUGACGUGUAGUAAAGAUGUACAUGAUGAAAGUCACUCUGCAGCUCAAAAAACUGGAGCACAAUUACUUAAAACGUCUAGUGGGGACACAAUAAAACCAGAGAUUUCACUUGCCAUGGCUCAGAAAACAAUGCACCAAUCCACAAUUGAUGUAUCUACACCAAAAGCCUCACACUCUGGGGCUCCAAUACCAAUGCCUAAACCAGGUGAGGUACACCCACAAAGAGCAGUACAAUUUUCGAUUGAGAAAGCACAAUACACAACUCCAUUCCUGUCUGAUAACAAUGGUCUGGUGGGUCCGUCCUCCCUUUCAGGAAAAGUACAUUUAAAUACUGAUACACAGCAUAAUGUUAAAAGUAGAUGCGUUGGAGAAAAUUUUGAAAAUUUAAAAAAUGAAGAAAACAAAAUAUCAAAAGUGAUAGAGUCAGAACUAAAAGAGAAUACACUAGCCCAAACUGGUAAUGGAAUCAGUCCAUCAAUAACCAACAGAUUAAAUGUUCAACUGGCUUCUAAGCCAGACAAUGGUAGCCCAGAAGGUCAGUCCUUUACUGUAGAAAAACAACAAGCCACUAAUAUAAUUAAAGACUACGUUAAAAGCAUCCAGCAAGCCAAAGACAACAGCCCAAAUAAUUUCCUUAACAAAAAAAGUGCCGUACUCCAGGUCGUCAAAGAACCCGACGCUGCAAACACAGAACCCCUGUUGUCCCACGGGCCUGUAACAGCAUCUGUAUGUACUGCACAGUCCAGUAUCUGUGCCGUUACCUUUAGUGAAACAUCCACUAAACUCACGCAGCAACUCAGUGCAAAACCUCAAUCACAAUUUCAUAGUCGAACACUAGAGAACACAAACGAUUUUCAUGGAGCAGGUUCUUCUGCCCGACCUGUGCCAAACCAAUCUGCUGUAGGUAUUACCUCAAUACCAGGCAAACCAAGCACAGAUGUCAAACACCCCGGCCUUUCCUUUACUGCUAAGAAAAUGCCAAACAUGUCAGACAUGAAAUCUCCAUUACAGGUAGACACCUUCAGUGUGCCAAAACUGGAGCCCAUGAAUAUAAACAAUAUCAGUAAUAAUGUCAUAGUGGACAAACAGAACAUCACUGGAUUUAAUGUAAAAGAUAAAGCCGUCUUUUCAAUUAACAGCACAACACUUGGUGUUACACCAGACACUGUCUCUUCUCUCUAUGUCUUAGCUAAAGAAGCAAAUUCGUCUAGAAGAACAAAAUAUGAGGCCGCGUCUCUACCAAACUCCAAUACUACAAAUUCUAACAGAGUUCGAAGUACACCAGUACACACAGACCAGAAUCCAUACCUCAACAGUGAAAUGGCACCUAGUGAAAAAACACAGGAGAAACACAUUCCCACCAUAUCCAUCACAGUAGAGAGCACACCAGCAGACACGUCUUCUGCUCUGUCCACAGGAAAUGUAGCACUGACAUCAUCCAGCAGCGACACCAAACCGCUUAACAAAUCACCAAUAGUUCAGAGACGUUCCAGGGACAUUGUCUUACAUGGACAACCAGGAAAUACGGCGGUUAUCCAUCACAACAGACCUGCUGUUGAAGAUGUUCCUAGAACCCAACUUAGUUUAGACAGUUGUGCUUAUCAUAUUCCUGCGUCUGUAGCACAAAUACCUCCACAAACUAUGUCACCAAAUAUAGCAGACCAAUCAACUACCUGCAAAACACUGCCCAUAACUGGGAUGCUGAGCAAACCAAAUGUACUGUAUAGCCCUAAAACACCACAUAUUCCACCAAAAAGUCCUCAGUUAGUGUCAGAGAGACCUAAGAGUCGAUCUCUUUUAAAACACUCACCUGGCACCGUUGAGCAAACGGCAGGUGCAGAUGUUGAUAUUCUCGCUGAAAAAAGAUCGUCUGCGUCACCUGCACCUCAAAACCUACCUACAACUACAUUGAAAGGAACAUCUUUUACUGAGCUGGUUGAAGACAGAUCUCAUGCAUGUCCCACUCCAACAGCUAAGCAAAAUCAAACUGUCAGCAACAAGUCUAAAUCUCCUGUCCCAUUUCCUGCUACCUGUGAAUCACCUGCUGCUGUAGAACCACAAACAAUUACAAUACCAGUUACAACGUUUCCUAAAAACUCUAUGGUGAACACCAAACAUAUAGUUAAGGAAAAAUCAGUCAAAGACACAAAUAUAAAUAUAGAAAGUGUUUCAAACGCAGUGAACACUAGUUUACCUGCAACUGCACAAAACAAUAACAACUUUAUUGAAGCAAACAAGGAUUUAAAAACAGCACUUAUCCCUCAAACAGACACUCAAUCCUGGCCUGCAUUGAGAUCUUCCCCUCUCCCUGCACCCCGAGCUCGUAGAACCCGUGUACAAACCAACAGUCCAAACAUAUUGAAGGGAUCUCAAACUCCAGUGGUUUUAAACAGUACCAUAGAGUCAAACUCUUUACCGGGCACCAAGAUAGACCAGAAGAACCCAUCGGUUCAAAAUAAUGCACCAACACUUUUACCACACACAGAACAGAUCCCACAAAUCAAUCAAGACCGACUUGUAGACAACAUAGUUCCGAGGGUGAAAGACAAUUCUCAGACAAAUAAGAUACAAUCAAAUGUGCCACAAAUAUCUAGUAGAGAUAAUCGUUCACCCUUCAAACCUGAAAAUAAUGCUUCAGCACAGUCGGCACAUUCAGCUUCAGCCAGUAAAGCUACAACUAUUACAAAACCUCCGGGUAAACAGGUCGGAACCAGACCUCCUUCAGCCACUGUGGAAACACAGCCCUCAGUUGUAGAAAAUUAUUCUUCAAAGUCCACCCCAGUUUGGGACAGGAUUAGCUUGCACACCAGAAAUGAUCAGGCUGCAUUAGAGCCACCAACACAGAACAUUUCCCCUGCAAAGUCUGCACCAGAUACUGACAUGAAACCAUCCGUAGUUAAGGCUGCUGUGAUUGACUCUGCCACUCCUGCCUCUCUGCCUCAGGCCUCAGUCUCAGUCAAAGCACCAUCCCCAAACAGAGGAACAUCACAGUCAUCUCAGCAAAAAGCUGGACUCAAGGACAAGGACAAUGUCAAGACCAAAGCUACAGCUGGACAGACGAAAGCUCCGGCAGCCGAACCCUCCACGAAGUCCAAGACAUCAACUGCAUCUUCAACUGCUGACAAGACAGGUGCUCCUGCAGAGAACACUAGUUCUAUGACUGAACCAAAAGGUGCCACAAAGUCCAAAGGCCUUAAGGCUAAACUGAGUGGGUGGACAAGGCUGAAAAAACACAUGGUUGUUGAACCAGAUGAGCCCCAGUUUCCAGAGGCCAACGCCAAGGUGGAUGACAGUUGCAGCAAGGACAUCGUAGAUCCAGGAGGUGCAGGUAGUGAUGCAACAAUGGAGGAACAAGAUGAUGGUCAAGACAUAGUUAAAAAGAACGAAGGCCCCAGGGCACUGAAGAUGUGGGAUGCCCUCCUCUUCCAGAUGUUCUCCACAAAGGAUCGGAUCAUGAAUCAAAUCAACAUGAACAAGAAAGAGUCAAACGAGAAAAAGGUUUCCAAAGACAGUCAGAAAGAAGUUCCUUCUUUUGUCAAUCGCCUACCGAUCUUACUCUACAGUCCUCGUUUUGAUGCCAGGAAGCUCAAAGAGGCAGCAGAGAAGCCACUGGCUAAGAUUGCAGCAGUAUUUGGGAAGGGGCUGUUAAAACGCAGAACUCAAGAGGAGGAACAGAAGGACUUUAAUAGAACUGCUAGAGGGUUUGGUUCCAAAAACAAAAGUUGAAAUGAAGUGAAGCACAGUUUGCAUUUUUUAGUAAUUACCAGAUUAAAACAAUUUGAAAUCACAUAGCUUUAGAUCAGACAUUAUUAAGAUGAAUAAUAAGAUAAAAUAUUGAAAUCAUUUGGAAUAGUGCACAUUUCUUUAACAAGAAUAUUUCCAUAAGCUUUAAAUUAAACAUUAAUGACUUCAUAUUUAAGAAAUUAAUGAAAGUAGCCAUAUCAUAAAACGUAUUUCAAUUUUUAGUUGGUUUGCUAAUAUGACAUACAGAAGCUAAUAAAAAGAACUUUAUGAUGGUCGAAUAUAUAUUAGGAGGACAACGUGCUUGCACUUUAUUGGUAAUUAUGUAAAAGUUUUAAACAAAAGUUAAUAGUACUGUGAU
Messenger RNA from Cynoglossus semilaevis (tongue sole), 6354 nucleotides. Its product is annotated as mucin-5AC-like. The transcript has a single exon. NCBI's taxonomy places the organism in Eukaryota, Metazoa, Chordata, Actinopteri, Pleuronectiformes, Cynoglossidae. The record is from RefSeq and is a predicted model, not a curated record. The coding region runs from base 276 to 5978 and encodes 1900 amino acids.